This is a messenger RNA of Macrosiphum euphorbiae (potato aphid), 900 nucleotides long. The record is from the annotation of a GenBank genome assembly. NCBI's taxonomy places the organism in Eukaryota, Metazoa, Arthropoda, Insecta, Hemiptera, Aphididae.
AUGGCUAAGAUUUUGUUUUUGGCUUCCAUAAUGCUGCUGAGUUUUUACUUAACAGAACAAACAAUAAUAUCAGACGUAGGAACUAUUAUGCUGGAGGUUGGAGAAAAUGUUGAUAAAAAUGCACGCAAUCCCAGGUACGUAUUAGACACCAAGGUUCACAAGGAAUUUGACGCGAGAAAACGCUGGCCCAAAUGCAAAACAAUUGGUGAAGUACUCAAUGAUGGAAACAACCUCUAUUCUUGGGCUUAUGCCAACGCCGCGAUAUUCUCAGACAGAAAGUGCAUAGCAACUAACGGAGUUUUCAAUCAAUUCCUAUCCACCGAAGAGCUAAUUUCCUGCAGUGGUAUAAAGGCUAUCGAAAACGGGAUAAGUAAAGGUGGCGUUGAUCAACUUCGUGUCUGGGAAUAUUUCAAAAGUCACGGCUUGGUCUCCGGCGGGAAAUACAACACUGACGAUGGAUGUCAACCUUCCAAAAUUCUACCAAUUGGUAACUUACCGACAACAUUAUACAAACCUGAAUGUAAAAAUCGCUGUUACGGUAAUAAGACGAUCGAUUACAACCAUGAUCACUCGAAAGUUAGCCAUAAAUAUAAAAUAUCGUACGAAGAUAUUCAAAAGGAAGUGCAAAAUUACGGUCCAGUUUCGGUACAAUUCUUUCUUUACUAUGAUUUUUAUCUUUACAGAAAUGGUGUUUACUCAAAAACUGAAAAUUCGAAAUUCGUGAGAUGGCAAUAUGCCAAGUUAAUUGGAUGGGGAGUCGAAAAUGGUGUAGACUAUUGGUUGUUGGUCAACUCUUGGGGAAAAGAAUGGGGACAGAAUGGAUUGUUUAAAAUCAAAAGGGGCACAAAUGAAUGUUCCAUCGAAACUGCUAUUUAUGCAGGUGAACCUGAAAGAAAAUAA